This is a messenger RNA of Myxocyprinus asiaticus (Chinese sucker), 1880 nucleotides long. Its product is annotated as transmembrane protein 60-like. Lineage: Eukaryota; Metazoa; Chordata; Actinopteri; Cypriniformes; Catostomidae. The coding region runs from base 138 to 515 and encodes 125 amino acids. The record is from RefSeq and is a predicted model, not a curated record. The transcript has 2 exons.
GAGCUGCUGAACCCGGAAACAGAAUCACAGUUUGAUUGACAGCUGCAGAAAACACGGCGCAUCUUCACAGGAGCGAAUGAAAGAUUAAUUUAAUUAUGAUACAUUUAUCGAUCACUUCAUCAUUGAGAUUGUGAGGGAUGUCUUUGGCUCAGCGCGUCCUGCUCACCUGGAUCUUCAGCCUCAUCUUCCUCAUUCUGCUCGUGCUGAAGUUGGACGGGAAGGUGAAAUGGAGCUGGUUCUGGAUUUUUCUGCCCGUCUGGAUCUUUGACAGCGUGCUGCUGUUGAUGUUGGGUGUGAAGGUGGCCGGUCGCUGUCGGGCGGGGUUUGACCCGCGGCUGAAGGUGUGGUACCUGCUCGCACUGAUGAUGAAGGUGGGCUUCUGUCUCACACUGUGCGCGCGCCUGGAGCAGCUCACUCACCUGCGGCUCAUCUUCACCUGUGUGCCGCUGUGGACGCUGCUGACCGGAGCGAUCAUUCAACUGGGAUACAAUAUACUGCCACCGCGGACAGACUGACUCAAGAACAUCAGCUUUUAAAGCUGUUAAGAUGCUUUUGGACUCAUUAUACAGUUUUAGUGAAGCGUGUAUCGGACUGUUCCACAGUCAAUGUUGAGGUUUUCUGUAAAUUAUCGUACAUAUGUGCUUGUAUUUGAUUGCAGUCACUUAGUUUCCUGUAGUUCAACACAUUUUAGUAAAUGUAAUCUUUGAAUGCAGUGCAAGUCGCUUUGGGUAAAAGAGUCAUUUUACUUGUAAUUGUACUCAUUUCAAUGUAGGGUUAUUAAAGUGUUCAGUGAGUGAAACGCAAAAGAAUGAUUUCACAAUGAAGCUGCUAUCAAAAUAUGAAUUUCAGCAACUGAAGUUACAAAUCAUACUCAUCCUUCACUCGGAAACAUAUGGAGACAGAGUGAUCGCUCGUCUAUUUAUGAAUCGUAUUUAUGAUUUAUGAAUUGGAUUUGAGCUGUGCGUUUCUGGAUUGUAUUCAGAAAUCAGUUACCGUAGUCAGCGUGUUGAGUGCAGGAGAAAUGGGCAGAAGACCUGAGUGACUUUGACAAGGGCCAUAUUGUUAUGGCCAGACGACUGGGUCAGAGCAUCUCUGAAAUGGCAAGACUUGUGGGGUGCUCCCGGUCAGCAGUGGUGAGUACCUACCGACAGGGACAUAAGUCACAGAAGAUUUUAAGGAUGGUUACAGGAGGAAUGUGUCACAACACACGGUGCAGCGGCGCCUGCUGUGUAUGGUGCUGCAUAGCCGCAGACCGGUCAGAGUGCCCAUGAUGACCCCUGUCCAUCUUUUAAAGUGCAUACAAUGGGCACACGAGCAGUCGAAGAAGGUCGCCUGGUCCGAUGAGUCCCGUAUCUUUUACAUCACAUGGACGGCCGUGUACGUGUGCGCCGUUUACCUGAGAAAGUGAUGGCACCAGGAUGCACUGUGGGAAGACGACAAGCCAAUGGAGGGAGUGUGAUGGGGAAACCCUGGGCGUCAAUAUGACAUGUGCCACCUACCUAAACAUAACUGCAGACCAGGUACACCCCUUCAUGGCAAUAGUAUUCCCUGAUGGAAGUGUCCUCUUUCAGCAGGAUAAUGCGCCCUGCCACACUGCACACAUUGUUCAGGAAUGGUUUGAGGAACAUGAUGAAGAGUUCAAGGUGUUGACUUGGCCUCCAAAUUCCCCAGAUCUCAGUCUGAUUGAGCAUCUACGGGAUGUGCUGGACCAACAAGUCCGAUCCAUGGAGGCUCCACCUCGCAACUUACAGGACUUAAAGGAUCUGCUGCUGACUUCUUGGUGCCAGAUACAACAGGACACCAUCAGAGGUCUUGUGGACUCCGUGCCUCGGUGCCGUUUUGGCGGCACAAGGGGGACCUACACAAUAUUAGACAGGUGG